AAAAGUAGUAUUGUGGUGCAAGCUCUACCACUCUGGGGUAUUGUGACAUACACAAAAAAAUGAGUAAAUGAGACUUCUGCCACACACUACUCUUCUCAGCCUGAACCCCCUUUGCUGCCUUGGUGGAGGCCAUUGGUUGCAAAAUAUCUGAUAAUUAAAACCAUGCAAAAAACAGCCUUUCUUAGCCUUCUGAAAGAGAGGUGUGGUCUGUUGGAUUGUUGCCCUCAAGAUUGCUGCUGUGUAGAAAUAGCAUCAUGUUGAACAAGCCUCAAUUUCACACAUGACUUGACUCUCUCUUCUGUGUUUUGGCUUUGUGUGAGCAUGUGAGAAUGUGUGUGAUUUGUAUUGUCUCACUAAACUCUAUCUUUUUUUUUCUCCCUUUCUGCUUGCCUGCUGCUUUCAUUCUGUAGUAUUGGUAUUUGCCAUUCAUUUCACCUUCUGCAUCUAUGCAUCUCAUGAGCUCGGAGCUCUUCACUUUGACGUAUGGGGCUUUGGUCACUCAGCUGUGUAAGGACUACGAGAAUGACGAAGAUGUCAACAAGCAGCUUGACAAAAUGGGCUACAACAUAGGUGUUCGACUCGUGGAAGACUUUCUAGCUCGAUCCAAUGUUGGGAGAUGCCAUGACUUUCGAGAAACGGCUGAUGUAAUUGCAAAGGUAGCAUUUAAAAUGUACUUGGGUAUCACACCAAGCAUCACAAACUGGAGUCCGGCAGGUGACGAAUUCUCCCUUAUCUUGGAAAACAAUCCACUGGUGGAUUUUGUGGAAUUACCAGACAACCAUUCCUCUCUUAUUUACUCUAACCUCUUAUGUGGGGUGCUACGGGGAGCCCUGGAAAUGGUACAGAUGGCUGUGGAUGUCAGAUUUCUCCUGGACACCUUGAAAGGGGAUGGAGUCACAGAAAUAAGGAUGAAAUUUAUCAGGCGUAUUGAAGACAAUCUCCCAGUUGGAGAGGAGUGAGUCUUGAGCAGCCUUCAUGCUGGACUGGAAGGGAUGAACUAACUGAACCUGAGCUUUGUUAGCAUAUAGUACCCUGUGUACUUUCAGACACUGACUGAUUAAGAUGUCGAUUCAUUUGAAUUCUGUUUUAUUUCCACAGAUUUCUAUUAAAAGUUUUUGUAGGAUGUA
Python bivittatus (Burmese python) is the source of this 1127-nucleotide messenger RNA. NCBI's taxonomy places the organism in Eukaryota, Metazoa, Chordata, Lepidosauria, Squamata, Pythonidae. The record is from RefSeq and is a predicted model, not a curated record.